AAAAACAACUGGGCCAACAAAAAUACCGUGGAAAUAUCCGCCUAGCUAUAGUUUGUCUGCAGCUAUAGUUCUAAUGUUUUCAGGUUUUUGUGAACAUGCAGCGAAAUAUUACCAAGCUUCGUCUGAAUGCCCAAUUGUUGACAAGGUCUUUAUCCAGAACAAUAUCUGUCCAAAAUGAACCUGUUCUGAGCUUCAAAAAAGGCAGUAGUGAAAGAGCUGAAUUAGAACGUGCACUCGAGUCUCUUAGGAAGGAAACGGUCACUGUUCCAGUUGUUGUCGGGGGCAAAGAGUAUUUUUGCGACAAUUUUACACACCAGCCAUGCCCAUACGAUCAUCAGCAUAAAGUGGCGAAAGUUCAUUUAGCCGAUGAAGUUCUUUUGAAAUCUGCAAUUGACAAUGCAUUGGAGGCACGUGAAAAAUGGGACAUGACACCUGUGAAAGAACGUACGAACAUUUUCUUGAAGGCUGCUGAUCUUUUAGCCGGACCUUGGAGGUCUAAAAUCUUGGCCGCGUCUAUGAUGGGACAAGCCAAAACUGUGAUGCAAGCGGAAAUUGAUGCAACAUGUGAACUGAUUGACUUUCUGCGGUUUAACAGCAAAUUUGCUAUCGAGAUGGAUCAAAUCCAACCAACCGAUACUGAUGAUGCCACAAACCAUGUCAUUUAUCGAGGCCUCGAAGGCUUCGUUGCGGCAAUCACGCCCUUUAAUUUUACGGCAAUCAGUACUAACUUAGCAACUGCCCCUGCAAUUAUGGGCUGUGUUACGUUAUGGAAACCGACGACUUCUGCAACACUUGCUAGUUGGGUUGCUUACCAAGCGCUUCUGCAAAGUGGACUGCCCGAUGGUGUAAUUCAAUGGGUCCCGACAGAAUCGAAGUUCAUGGGAUCUGUUUGCAUGCAGUCACCUCAUCUAGCGGCUUUGAAUUUCACGGGUAGCACAGCUACUUUUAAACAUUUAUGGAAAAGCAUAGCUGACAACGUGGAUAAGUACCGAACGUUCCCAAGAAUUGUCGGUGAAACGGGAGGUAAAAACUUCCAUUUUGUUCACAACUCAGCCGAGAUUGAAUCAGUGGUGGGAGCAACCAUUCGCUCGGCCUUUGAGUUUCAAGGUCAAAAGUGCUCUGCUUGUUCGAGGAUGUAUGUUCCUAAAUCAAAAGCCGAAGAAAUCAAGCGGAGGCUAGUUGAAGAAACGAACAAAAUUGAGGUGGGUGCUGCGGAUAAGUUCUCCACCUUCGUCUCUGCAGUGAUCGAUGAACCAGCUUUUAAUCGAAUUGUCAGGUAUAUCGAUGACGCCAAUAGAAGAAAGAACAUAACAUGCCUGGUUGGAGGCGAAUAUAGUAAGCAUACAGGCUAUUUCGUUCAGCCCUCGAUUUACGAAGCCCAUGACCCGAGAGACCCUAUGAUGACUGAAGAAAUUUUUGGACCAGUUUUGACUAUCUAUGUUUACGAUGAUAGUGAGGCUGAGAAAUUCCUCGAUAUUUGUAACACCGCGUCUGUCUACGCAUUAACAGGCAGUAUUUUCUCUCAGGAUAAAGCCUUCAUGGAACUAGCCCGAAAGAAGCUUAGACAUGCAUGCGGGAAUGUCUAUUUGAAUGAUAAAAGCACAGGAAGUGUGGUAAAUCAGCAGCCGUUUGGAGGAGCGAGGUUGUCGGGAACCAACGACAAGGCUGGGAGUCCGCAGUACAUGGCAAGAUGGUCCUCGCCGCUGGCGGUGAAAACUGCGAUUGGAGAUAGAAAGACAUGGAGAUAUCCAUACAUGGAUUGAGGACUGAAUUUGAUAAGAAACAACAGAAUGUGAACUAGGUAAAAGGUUGAUGAAUAUUUAUUUGGCCAAUGUCGAAUAUAUUUGAAAAAAGUUGGAUGUGAUAGAAAUUACUAUUAAUUGAAAAUCUUGUAAUUG
Molecule: messenger RNA, 1898 nt
Organism: Symsagittifera roscoffensis
Lineage: Eukaryota; Metazoa; Xenacoelomorpha; Acoela; Convolutidae
Product: delta-1-pyrroline-5-carboxylate dehydrogenase, mitochondrial-like
Exons: 1
Coding region: 96-1763 (555 amino acids)
Cellular component (GO): mitochondrial matrix
Molecular function (GO): L-glutamate gamma-semialdehyde dehydrogenase (NAD+) activity
Source: RefSeq, a predicted model, not a curated record